AAUCAUUAGCCUAAUAGUAUACUUGCAGCCUCAAAAGUUUUCGGAUCAAAAUUUUUUAGAAAAAUUUGUAACUUGGUAAAAAUUACAGUUAUCCGUUUGGGGUAAGAUGUCGAGCUAUAGAAGAAUGUUUCGGGCAGAGCGCCUCAUGAAUCUUCUUAAGGCGAACCGUGGAAUGACCAGCACGGGCAGGCAACCAAUCUUCGAUGUGGAGACCAGAAAGGACUUUGAGCAGCGGGUGAUCAACAGCGACCGGCCAGUAGUGGUGGACUUCCAUGCCAGUUGGUGCUGUCCCUGCAAGGCUCUAGCCCCGCGAUUGGAGAACAUUGUGUCCGAGCAGGGCGGUCGGGUGCGUUUGGCCCGCGUUGAUAUCGAUGAGCAUGGAGAGCUGGCCAUGGACUACAACGUGGGUUCCGUCCCAUCCCUGAUGGUCAUCAGCAACGGCAAGGUGGUGAAUCGCAUGGUUGGUCUCCAGACCAGCGAAUACAUCCGCAAGUGGCUCCAUAAAGCAGUGCCUCAUCCGAAGAACUAGAUCAGGAUGUCAAUCGAGUGUGGAAACACGUACUUUGUAGGCGAGCUUAAAGUCUGAUUAAACGGCAACACGUUUUUAAUUAAUUUUCGAUUAAA
Molecule: messenger RNA, 624 nt
Organism: Drosophila rhopaloa
Lineage: Eukaryota; Metazoa; Arthropoda; Insecta; Diptera; Drosophilidae
Product: thioredoxin, mitochondrial
Exons: 2
Coding region: 107-529 (140 amino acids)
Biological process (GO): cell redox homeostasis
Cellular component (GO): mitochondrion
Molecular function (GO): protein-disulfide reductase activity
Source: RefSeq, a predicted model, not a curated record